CACCUAACAUCAAAAGGAAAGUUAAAGUCUGUGACCUAAUUUCUUUCUUUGAACCAAAAGAUGUAUUAGCUUCUUCCUUUGAACAGCCAAGAGAUCUAUUAGCUAAAUUGAAGAAAUCGGUGUCCAGCUGGUGCUACUUCUCCAGACAAGACGUUGGGUCUAAAACGGACUGUACUCCUGUAGAUUUGAGAAGAAAGUUCGAUUCUAUAGCAAGGUCAGAGACACAGUUGUUGUUUUGAAUGCUCAAAAAUCCAUAUCUAAGGUUUUGAUGGCAAGAAUUGGAGUGUUUUAUGAUAAUGUUAUUUGUUGUUUUUGUUAAGCCAUUUGAAGGCAAUGCUUUGUAAUUUGUAUUUUAACUUAUUGGAAAAACAAUUUGAGCUUUGAAGAGGAAUAAUGAUAGCAGCAGUUUCGUGGGUACCCAAAGGGGUUGCAAAGUCUGUACCAAGUGUAGCAGACCCACCUUCAAAAGAGGAAAUUGAAGAGCUGAUCAAAGCUAGUGAUUUAGAGAGAAGUGGAGAAGAUAGUGGCAGCGAGGAAGAUGACCAGGAAAUGGAUGUUGAUGCUGCCAAGCAGACCGGUGAAGUAAGCCAAGCAUUAGCUGUAGCAAAUGCACUUGGCAGAAGUUCCAAAGUUAACAAGUCAGAGACCAAAUUUGAUGACAUAGCAGAUGGUCUGCAGGAACUUGAUAUGGACAAAUAUGAUGAUGAGGAGGAUGGUAUUGAGCUGUUCAGCACAGGACUCGGGGACCUUUACUACCCAAGUAAUAGCAUGGACCCGUACAUCAAGGAUGGAGAUGAUGAUGAUUCUGAAGAUCUUGAAGACAUGGCUAUCAAACCAAAGGAUGCAGUCAUUGUUUGUGCAUGCAACAAGGAUGAAUUUAGUAACCUCGAGGUUUGGAUAUUGGAUGAAACAAGUGAUGGUGAUUCAAACAUAUACGUUCACCAUGAGGUUCCCCUUUCAGCAUUUCCCCUUUGCACAGCAUGGCUUGAUUGUCCACUUAAAGGGGGAGAAAAAGGGAAUUUUAUAGCUGUUGGGUCAAUGGAACCUGCCAUUGAAAUAUGGGACCUUGACAUUAUUGAUGAAGUGCAACCAGCUGUGGUAUUAGGUGGCAUUGAAGAGAAAAAGAAGAAAAAAGGGAAAAAGGUGUCAAUUAAAUACAAAGAAGGCAGUCACACUGAUUCUGUCCUUGGUCUUGCUUGGAACAAGCAUUUCAGGAACAUCCUUGCCAGUGCUAGUGCCGACAAACAAGUCAAAAUUUGGGAUGUGGAUGCUGGAAAAUGUGACAUUACCAUGGAGCAUCAUACAGACAAGGUUCAAGCAGUUGCAUGGAAUCAUCAUGAGCCACAAGUUCUUCUCAGUGGAUCCUUUGAUCGUUCAGUAGUCAUGAAGGAUGGAAGGUUGCCUUCAGAUCCUGGUUUCAAGUGGUCGGUCACAGCUGACGUUGAAAGCUUGGCCUGGGAUCCGCAUGAUAAGCAUUUAUUUGUGGUGAGUCUUGAAGAUGGUACAGUUCAAGGUUUUGACAUCCGUGCUGCCAAGUCUGGAUCAUCUUCUGACCUUAAGCCAAGUUUUACCCUCCAUGCACAUGACAAAGCUGUUUGCACAAUCUCUUAUAAUCCUUUAGCACCUAAUCUUCUUGCUACUGGAUCAACAGAUAAAAUGGUAAAACUCUGGGAUCUGUCCAACAACCAACCCUCAUGUUUAGUAUCCAAGAAUCCUAAAGCAGGAGCUAUCUUUUCUGUUUCCUUCUCAGAGGACAACCCUUUUCUGCUCGCUAUUGGAGGCUCCAAGGGGACAUUGGAACUAUGGGAUACAUUGUCUGAGGCCGAGGUUGCUAGAAGAUUUGGAACCACAGCAAGCUGAAAUCACCGCUGGCUUCAUUGAUCAAGAAGGUAAAAGAGCUAUGUUCCUUGUAAAAUUUACGAGCUACAGCAAAAGCCACAUGGGCCUUGUUAUGAGCUAAGAUUGAUUUGGAAGGUGAAAGACAUCGGUCCUCACAUGGCAAGCAUGUGUAUUUAAGUAGACUGUAGAGAGAGCUGGUGUAUUUAUACGAGAAUGAGUGGCAUCUGCUUGGGCAGUAGUGGUAGUCUCGUAGCUUUUUCAAUUUUGUGAGAUGGCAGAUGAGGUUUGGUUUCCUGUUUAUUUAUUUAUUUUGCUCUUCUGGAAUUAUGAUAUUUAAUUGUAAUGAAGACCAAGGUUAAUUCA
Molecule: messenger RNA, 2202 nt
Organism: Populus trichocarpa (black cottonwood)
Lineage: Eukaryota; Viridiplantae; Streptophyta; Magnoliopsida; Malpighiales; Salicaceae
Exons: 20
Coding region: 394-1860 (488 amino acids)
Biological process (GO): rRNA processing
Cellular component (GO): nucleus
Molecular function (GO): protein binding
Source: RefSeq, a predicted model, not a curated record